Messenger RNA from Apis cerana (Asiatic honeybee), 2118 nucleotides. RefSeq lists its product as uncharacterized. The record is from RefSeq and is a predicted model, not a curated record. Lineage: Eukaryota; Metazoa; Arthropoda; Insecta; Hymenoptera; Apidae.
CCUAUCUUCAUGGUCUCCCCACCUGUUUCUCUCUUCCGGUACUUCAUUCGGCCUCGCUACAUAUAUAUAGCCAGAAUCCUUGCUGGAUAUAUAUGACAGUGUGUUCCUGGCCAUCGAGUCGAGCUGAUCGAGAAAAGACAAGGAAAAGGCUGGCCCACAAUGAAGCUGAGAAUCUUUAUGAGGUACUUGAUCCUCGCGGCAAUAUUGACCGUCACGCUUGCUACGUUUGGUAAGGAGCACGUGCAUAUUAGGAUCCACGUGCCAGAGAUAAUUCAACACGAGGAAAAGAAGGUGAUAAAAUACGAAGAUCAUGGUGGACACGAUCAUGGAGGUGGAGGAGGUGGAGGAGGAGGUGGUGAUACAAUAAUAAUUACAUCACCUGGAGGUGGUGGUCAUGGAGGCGGAUUUGGAGGAGGACAUGGAGGCGGAUUUGGUGGCGGACACGGAGGUGGAUUUGGUGGAGGACACGGAGGUGGCCAUGGAGGAGGUGGUUUUAGCGGACAUGUCAGUUUUGGAGGAGGUGGCCAUGGAGGUGGUCAUGGAGGUGGCGGUGGUUUUGGAGGUGGCCACGGGGAUGUUAUAAUAUCAAGUUCCGGAGGUGGCUACGGAGGCGGUGGGUAUGGAGGCGGUGGUGGAUCGAUUAUCGAGCAUCAUGGUGGCGGAGGAGGAUUCGGUGGAGGCGGUGGCGGAGCAAUUAUCGAACAUCAUGGUGGUGGAGGAGGAUUUGGAGGAGGUGGUGGCGGAGCCAUAAUUGAACAUCAUGACAGUGGAGGAUUUGGAGGUGGAGGCGGUGGAUACGGAGGUGGAGGCGGAUAUGGAGGUGGUGGAGGCGGAGGAGGAAUCAUCGAACAUCACGGUGGCGGAGGAUUUGGAGGCGGAGGCGGUGGAUACGGAGGUGGAGGCGGAGGAUUCGAUGAUCAUCACGGUGGCGGAGGAUUUGGAGGCGGAGGAGGAUAUGGAGGUGGUGGAGGGAUCAUCGAACACCAUGGAGGAUUUGGAGGCGGAGGCGGUGGAUACGGAGGUGGAGGCGGUGGAUAUGGAGGUGGGGGCGGAGGAUUCGAUGACCACCACGGUGGUGGAGGAUUCGGUGGUGGUGGUGGUGGUGGUGGUUUUGACGAUCAUCACGGUGGAGGAGGAUUUGGAGGUGGAGGCGGAGGCGGAUAUGGAAGCAGUGGCGGUGGAUUCGAUGCACACCAUGGCGGAGGUGGUUUUGGAGGUGGCGGUGGUGGAUUCGAUGAUCACCAUGGUGGCGGAGGGUUUGGGGGAGGCGGUGGAUUCGGUGGCGGCUAUGGUGGUGGCGGUGGUGUCGAACACCAUGCUAUUAGCAACAGUAUAUCGUCAGGAUUCGGCAGCAGCGGACAUGGCGGCGGUGGUGGCGGUUUCUCAGGCUAUCACAAGAAAAAAUAAGAACGAUUGAUGGAUUAAAAACUGUGGUAUUUCCGAACGUAUUUGACCGACUUCUGAUAUCGAAACGAUCAAACAUUCCUUGUGCCGUGUUUUCAGCGCGCGAUCGUUAACAUCACGUGAUCCUCGAUUGUGAACCGUCACAGCACUGCCAAUACAGAACGCCGAUUCAAAACGAUCGUUCCGAUUUCCCCUUAUUCUCGACGAUCGACUUGUUUUUCAUCUCGUCAAUAGACUUCGAGAGACUCCAUUUGACAUUUUUACUUUCGUUUUUAGAUUUCAUGUUAUCCUAUGAUGUUGCAGAGGAAAUGGAAAGUUUUAGAAAUUCGAUCGAACAAAAUUAAUAUAGCCAUACCAUGUCCGAUUUAGCGCGCCAAGUGAAAUCGUAAUAAAAAGAAAAGACGGUUAAUUUUUUUUAAUAUAAUGGAAGGACUUUCAAAAAAUUUAGGUACCAGGAAAAAGUGAAGGAAAUGAAAUUAAUGGAUAAUUUUUUUCUUUUUUUAUAAUUUAAUCAUUCGAAGAUUAAAUUAUAUCAUUCAUCAUACUCACAAUUCCAUCGAAUGUUUUAAUUAUUUUAAUGCAUAUGUUUUGCAAUUGCGACACAUCUACGUGAUUGUUUACUCGUUAUUGCGUUUUGUAUAUAUUAUAAGUUGUGUAAAUAUUUUUCAUUUACUGUUAUUUUUAAAUAAAAUAUUUUGUAUAUGUUUUGUAAAA